AAGCUGAGCUUUCCAUCAUGGCCUGGACCCUCUUCUUCUUCACCUUCCUUGCUUGUUAUGCUGGGUCCAAUUCGCAAUACACCUUGACUCAGCCUUCUACAGAGUCAGCCUCUUUAGGACAAUCCAUAAAACUGUCUUGUACCAUGAGCCAAGAUAGCAACGUGAACAGUUAUACCAUAUCUUGGUACCAACAGAGAGCAGAAGAAGCCCCUCGGCUUGUGCUGUACGGCACCAGCAGCAGAGGUGAAGGAAUCCCAGACCGGUUCACUGGCUCUAAGGAUUCCUCUGCAAAUGCUGCUUAUUUGACCAUCACAGGGAUCCAGGCAGAAGACGAGGCUGUUUAUUUCUGUGCUGGUGCUUAUAGUGGCAGCAGCUGGAGGUAUAUCUUCGGCGGCGGGACCCAGCUUUCAGUCCUAGGUCAGCCAGCAUCGCGUCCCACAAUGAACGUCUUCCCUCCAUCGCAAGAAGAGUUGCGAACUACAGACAAGGCCACCUUGGCAUGUUUGGUGAGUGACUUCAUGCCAGGUGCAGCCCAAGUCAUCUGGCUGGCUGAUGGCUCCCCGAUCUCUAGUGGUGUGGAGACGACCAAGCCGACAAAGCACAACGAUAAGUACAUGCUCAGCAGUUACCUGACCAUGCCCUCUUCAGAAUGGGAGAAGCAUAAUGAGUACACCUGCAAGGUGACACACGAAGGGUCCGAGUACCGGAAGACGGUGAACCGUUCGCAGUGAUAAGAACUCUGCUGCAUGCAGGGCUUUGCUGCAUCCUGAUCUCUGUUGCAGAAGGAGAGAAAUGUCACAUGUUCUCUCCCCCUCCCGCCCUCCCCAGUUUUCCUUCUCUCCCCACAAUUUUCAAAAACUUUCCCCUUUCCCUUUCCCCCCAGCUUCAUAGACAUCCUUGUUAGUUCUAAUGAAUAAUAAAAGCAGACUCGUGCAAUUUUGCUGUCUCUGUAUAGAUUCUCUCCAGUGGCAAUUUAAAAAAUGAUUGUGAGAUGACAUCUGUCAGUCAAUAAAACAAGACAGUGCUUUAUCAUGUC
Molecule: messenger RNA, 1036 nt
Organism: Eublepharis macularius
Lineage: Eukaryota; Metazoa; Chordata; Lepidosauria; Squamata; Eublepharidae
Product: immunoglobulin lambda-1 light chain-like
Exons: 4
Coding region: 18-731 (237 amino acids)
Biological process (GO): immunoglobulin production; immune response
Source: RefSeq, a predicted model, not a curated record